AGCAGGGCGAGCCGAGGGGCGGGGCUAAAAGCGUUGGCCGGUAGUACACGGUGCCGCGGCAAUAGGAGGAGCCCGGUGAUUGGAGGCGUGGCUAGUUGUGGGCGUGGCUAGAGGUAUGGGCGGGGCUUGAGGAGGGGGCGGAGCCUUUGGCGCCGCGGAGCGCGGAGGCGUUGGGGUCGCAGCGCGGCCGCCCCGGCGCGGCCAUCCCGGCCAUCCCGGCCAUCCCGGCCCUCCGGUCCUCCGGUCCUCCGGUCCGUCCCGCCGCCGCAAUGGGCCUCACCGUGUCUGCCAUCUUCUCCCGCAUCUUCGGCAAGAAACAGAUGCGGAUCCUGAUGGUGGGGUUGGACGCUGCUGGCAAAACCACCAUCCUGUACAAGCUGAAGCUGGGAGAGAUCGUCACCACCAUCCCCACCAUUGGGUUCAACGUGGAGACGGUGGAGUACAAGAACAUCUGCUUCACGGUGUGGGAUGUAGGAGGCCAGGACAAGAUCCGGCCCCUCUGGAGGCACUACUUCCAGAACACACAGGGUCUCAUCUUUGUGGUGGACAGCAACGACCGGGAAAGGGUGCAGGAGUCUGCGGAGGAGCUGCAGAAGAUGCUGCAGGAGGACGAGCUGCGUGACGCCGUGCUGCUGGUGUUUGCCAACAAGCAGGACAUGCCCAACGCCAUGGCGGUGAGCGAGCUGACCGACAAGCUGGGGCUGCAGGCGCUGCGCAGCCGGACCUGGUACGUGCAGGCGACGUGUGCCACGCAGGGCACGGGGCUGUACGACGGGCUGGACUGGCUGUCACACGAGCUCUCCAAGCGCUAAGAUGAGUCGGGACGUCCCCUCCAACUGCUGUCCUUCGGUUCUCUUUCUUUUCUACCCUUAUUUUUCAAGUGGGGAGGGGGGAUGUUUUUCUUUCCCCCUCCCCUUACCUCCAGCUGUGGCCUCGUCUCCGUGUGUGUCUUGGAUAGGACUUGGACCUCACCGACCCACAGCUCCGGUUAUGGAACCCCAAUUUUUAUCCACCACAAAUGAAUGGGGAAUGGGAGCUUAAUAAAGUGCUGCCUGCACCGUGCCGGGCUGCAGAGGAGGUG
Messenger RNA from Tympanuchus pallidicinctus (lesser prairie-chicken), 1081 nucleotides. It is a transcript of the gene ARF5, whose product is annotated as ADP ribosylation factor 5. The transcript has 6 exons. Gene Ontology annotation, molecular function: GTP binding; GTPase activity. NCBI's taxonomy places the organism in Eukaryota, Metazoa, Chordata, Aves, Galliformes, Phasianidae. The record is from RefSeq and is a predicted model, not a curated record. The coding region runs from base 270 to 812 and encodes 180 amino acids. Gene Ontology annotation, biological process: intracellular protein transport; vesicle-mediated transport. Gene Ontology annotation, cellular component: cytoplasm; plasma membrane.